ACGAGUGAAGAGGAGCCACAGGUUGCGACAGAAAAUGUCAAAGGAGAAAAGACUGAGAAACGUGGAUUCUUCUCAAAACUCCCAACACGUAGAAAGUCUGGAGAAAAGAAAGACAAGAAGGGGAAGAAAGACCAGGAACCAGUUACUGAUGAGGUUGUUGUUAAACCAGCUGAAGAUACAGCUGUUGAUGAAGCAGCUAUUGCAGCUGCAACUUUAGCUGCAGCUUCAGAAGCGCCACCUCCUGGCUCUGAACUGGAACCAGCUGACCAGGUCUAUAUACAAUCAUCACGCCAUCUCUAUGACAACAUCUUAGUAACAAUUGGGUUCCUUAGAAACCAUUCUUUAAUUUUAUGAUCAAGUUUAAUCAUAUCAGUUUUGAACAUGAGAAUGAUCAAUUCUUUACAGUACAUCAACAAUUAGUUUCAAAAGAACAAGAUCUUUGAGCAAUAUUGGGGGAGAAAUGGUAUUCUUUAUUGUUUACUACUCAUAGAUGUUGAUCAUAGAGUAUGUUGUGUAUGUAUGUACUGACAGCUUGGGGUAUUGAGAGUGUGACUUGCAUUAGCUGUCCGCUAUUGUUGGGGUGCUUCAUCGCUGUAUUGUGUAAUGCACGCACUUGUUCA
This is a messenger RNA of Owenia fusiformis, 620 nucleotides long. Lineage: Eukaryota; Metazoa; Annelida; Polychaeta; Sabellida; Oweniidae. The record is from the annotation of a GenBank genome assembly.